This is a messenger RNA of Plectropomus leopardus (leopard coralgrouper), 798 nucleotides long. It is a transcript of the gene sod1, whose product is annotated as superoxide dismutase 1, soluble. The record is from RefSeq and is a predicted model, not a curated record. Gene Ontology annotation, molecular function: copper ion binding. NCBI's taxonomy places the organism in Eukaryota, Metazoa, Chordata, Actinopteri, Perciformes, Serranidae. Gene Ontology annotation, biological process: superoxide metabolic process.
AUCUUACUUGGUUGUCUCUAGCACACGCACUAAAAACUUGGGCGUCCACUCAAAGUACUGCGAAGAUGGUUUUGAAAGCUGUAUGCGUGUUGAAAGGAGCUGGAGAGACCACCGGGACCGUUUAUUUUGAGCAGGAGGAUGGUUCAACCUCCGUGAAGCUGACUGGAGAAAUCAAAGGCCUCACCCCCGGUGAGCAUGGCUUCCAUGUCCAUGCUUUUGGAGACAAUACAAACGGGUGCAUCAGUGCAGGCCCUCACUUCAAUCCCCACAACAAGAAUCAUGCCGGUCCUAAUGAUGCGGAGAGGCAUGUUGGAGACCUGGGGAAUGUGACUGCAGGAAAAGAUAAUGUUGCAAAGAUAGACAUCACGGACAAGAUAAUCACCCUCACUGGCCCGUACUCCAUCAUUGGCAGAACCAUGGUGAUCCAUGAGAAAGCUGACGACCUGGGAAAAGGAGGCAAUGAUGAGAGUCUAAAGACUGGAAAUGCUGGUGGACGUCUGGCUUGUGGUGUCAUUGGCAUCGCCCAGUAAACAUUCAACACGAAGCACUGGAAACAACUUUUCCCCAAAGCACUUAAUAAGACCAACGUAGCCACUUAAUGUGACAAUUUGUCCUUUUUGAGUACUCUUUAUUUACAGAGUAGAUGAGCCAUGCUUUACCCUGUCAGUUCCUCAUGACAUUUGUUUGUUUGGGUUUAUAUGUCUGCUGAUUAGUUUUGGUCCCAAAGAUUGGUAACGCACAAGCACUAAACAGAUGUACAUAAUUUACAAAGCUAAUAAAUUGUUCAUCUGAAUCACA